CCCAACCCACCACACCCACACCCACAAUGCCGCCACGAACAGCACGCACGCCGACGCUCGAGGCGCUCCUGCCCCCCAUCCUGGCCAAUCUGCAGUCGGACCCGCCAAACGCGUACAGCGCGCACCAGAAGGCGCUGACGACCACGGCGCGUCUAGUGCACGCGGGGCACGGCGCGCUCGCCGUCGAGAUCCUGUUUGCCGUCGCGCGCGAGCUGCUCAAGCUCGGCGAGGCGGGCUCGGGCGUCGAGCUCGGCGUGCGCAUGAUUGAGAUCAUGGGCCAGAUUGGCACCCCCGUCGACGACAAGAGCAAGGCUUCCGUGACCCAGCUCCUGGCCCUCACGCCCCCAAGCGGAAACUGGCGCAAGAAGCUCGCCGACGCAGCAGUCAAGUGGUCGGCCGCCGGCGGCUGCCCCACCGGCGACCCAAGCCUGCACCAGUACCUCGGCGAGCUGUACUACAAGGACCGCCUGUUCGUGCCCGCCGAGCACCACCUCCUCGCCAGCGGCAAGCGCGACGCCGCGACCCUGCUCGCCGAGCUGUUGUUCGAGUGGUCGGAGAAAGGCAAGCAGGACCCCGGGCCGUACGCCGUCAAGGGCACGCUUCCCUUCCUUGCCCAGUCCCCGCCCAACGUCCUCCCCGCCGCAGCCUUCCUCCAGCGCUUCCUCUCGCUCCUGCAGUCGCCAGCCUCUGCCGCCUCGUCCAUCUUCCUCGGCUCGGCGCCAGGCCCGACCCCGACCGACGCAUACGUCGAGCUCACGACCUCCCCGACGCUCAACUUCCUGCAGCUCGCCCUCGCGACGGUCGAGCGCGCGCCGGCGCCCGGCGUCUCGGGCGUGCAGGCGCGCGGGACGGACGGAGGCGUCGCGCGUGACUGGCAGCAGCUGCUCGCGCGCUACCGCCGCAUUGCGGGCAGCGACGGCGUGCUCGCCAACCCCGACGUCAACGAGGCCCUCGAGCACAUCUCGGCCUCGGUCUUCCUCAUCCCCCAGCGCAACACGGGCCAGAACGACCUGCUCCAGAACCUCAUGGGGUCACUGUUCGGCGGCGGCAGCGGCGGAGGCCUGCCUGGUCUCGGCGCGAGGUAGCGCGAUGCGGUGUGUUGUCAGGGUGCAGCGCGGCGUGAAGAGGUAUACUCAUAUGCACACAUAUAACUGGGCGGGGAGGGUGUGAAUGGACGGCGUAGAGCUGGAGUCGAGCAGUUGUCGUGAGGAGAUGCCUGUCCCAGUGAAUGUUCAACAAUGUCAACCAACAUGCACAUCAUGUUGGAUUCUAGCCUUACG
Molecule: messenger RNA, 1280 nt
Organism: Vanrija pseudolonga
Lineage: Eukaryota; Fungi; Basidiomycota; Tremellomycetes; Trichosporonales; Trichosporonaceae
Gene: get4
Product: Golgi to ER traffic protein 4
Exons: 5
Coding region: 27-1085 (352 amino acids)
Biological process (GO): protein insertion into ER membrane
Cellular component (GO): cytosol
Molecular function (GO): protein binding
Source: RefSeq, a predicted model, not a curated record